Molecule: messenger RNA, 819 nt
Organism: Staurois parvus
Lineage: Eukaryota; Metazoa; Chordata; Amphibia; Anura; Ranidae
Source: the annotation of a GenBank genome assembly
AUGGCUCAGGAGAAAAUGGAGCUGGACGUGGAGAUCCCCAGCGAUGGCAGCCUGAGGAGGUCCAACAGUGCCCCCCAUAUUAACGGGCUCAGUGAUCACUCACAAGUGUUCCAGCACUAUGCAGCAAGGGCACGCAGAAACAGCACCACUGUGGUGAACCGCCAGAACCUGGUACCAUCUUCCUCCCCUGUGCGAAUACCAAGCAGCAGACUUCAUCAGCUGAAAAGGGAGGAAGGAGUGGAUCUGAUGAAUCGAGAGACCGCACGUGAACGGGAAGUGCAAACUGCAAUGCAAAUGAGCCUUUCCUGGGAGGAAAGCUUGAGCCUGAGUGAUAAUGAUUUUGACAAGCUUGAUAAACCUUCAUCUCCAAAACGUGUUGACUUUACUCCAGUGUCACCAGCCCCUUCACCUACAAGAGGCAUAGGAAAGCAAUGUUUCUCACCUUCUUUACAAAUGUGUCUGAGCAGUAAUGGCUUGCCUCCAAGCCCCAUACCUAGUCCCACAAGACGAUUUACCACCAGGAGGAGUCAGAGCCCAAUAAACUGCAUUCGCCCGAGUGCACUUGGUCCCAUAAAAAGAAAAGUUGAAAUGGAAAUCGAAAACCAACCAAAAAGGCUGUUUCAAGGAACUACAAACAUGCUGUCCCCUGACACGACUCAUCUAUCCGAUUACAGUUGCCUUUCCUCAGACCUUGAUAGCAGCAGCAGCAUUGGCUUCUCUGACUCAACGGCUAAAGAUGGUUGUGUGACUGACUCACCCGUGGCUUGUUCCAACUCCAGUUCUUCAUUCAUAUCAUUAGAUGAUCUUUCUCCAAAAUGA